AGUUUUGUCACUAUCAUCUAGUUUUUAAGCUUUAUCCCUAUUGACAUAAAUAUAGUCUUUUCAGUUAGUGUGUUGCAUUUCAUUUUAUAAAUGUACCAUACAUCAUUCAUCCAUUCCUCUGAGGGUGGAUAUUUAUGUUGUUUUCAAGGUUUUGCUAUUACAGUGUUACAAUGAAUAUCCUUAGCUUAGCUGGUCUCCUUGUCUUAUACAAAUUUUACUGACCUUUCAAGAUCCUGCUUUCAUCCCAGCUCCUAUGUGAAAGCCUUCCCCGAAUCCCCCAGCCCACAGGGGCAAAGUCUUGGUCCUCAAAGUUGCUUGUGCAUCUUUGGUAUCAUUCCACUGCCAAACACACAGCUACGCAAAGUAAGGCACUUAAGAAAUACUUGCUACACGGAUGAACAAAUGAAUGAAUGAAUGGGGCAGCACCACUCCGUGAUGGCUCUAUUCCUUUUUAAUGGACUUUGGCGCCUUGGCCCCCUUUCCUUCUUUGACAGCACUGGUCCUACUCCAGCGCAUUCCUCUAGCUAGCAAAGCAGUGUGUGGAUGUGUGGGUGUAGGAGGCGAUACAGACCUCACUGGAUGAGGGCCGCCUCUCCCUGCAAGUUCACGAUCCCGGCAAACUCCAGUGCUUGAAGUUCAGAGCCCUACCCCACCCCGCUCCGCCCCAAUGCCCCUUCGGCACGGGCCCGGCCAGCGAGGCGCUGCAGCCCUGAUCGAGUGAAGGCGCGGCAGCCCCCGGGGCGGCUGGAGAAAGAUGCGGCCGGCACCGAUGACUCGUAGUAGAUCCCUCCGCGCGGAGCUCGGGCCGGCGCUUCUUCCUGCGGGAAACCCCUGGGUGCCCAAGGCGGCGGGGCCGAGGCCGCGGCGACAGUGGGGCGGGGCUUGCGGUGGGAGGAGGCGGCUGAGGCGGAAGGACACACGAGGCUGCUUCGCUGCACACCCGAGAAAGUUUCAGCCAAACUUCGGGCGGCGGCGGAGGAGAGGCGGACUCGGGGCGCGGGGAGUCGAGGCAAUUGCGCCGGGACUUCGGAGCGCAGCGCCAGGGCCUGAGCCUUUGAAGCAGGAGGAGGGGAGGAGAGAGUGGGGCUCCUCUGUUGGGACCCCCUCCCCAUGUGGAUCUGCCCAGGCGGCGGCGGCGGAGGCGACCGAGAAGAUGCCCGCCCUGCGCCCCGCUCUGCUGUGGGCGCUGCUGGCGCUCUGGUUGUGCCGCGCGGCCCCCGCGCGUGCCUUGCAGUGUCGAGAUGGCUAUGAACCCUGUGUAAAUGAAGGAAUGUGUGUUACCUACCACAAUGGCACAGGAUACUGCAAAUGUCCAGAGGGCUUCUUGGGAGAAUAUUGUCAACAUCGAGACCCCUGUGAGAAGAACCGCUGCCAGAAUGGUGGGACUUGUGUGGCCCAGGCCAUGCUGGGGAAAGCCACGUGCCGAUGUGCCUCAGGGUUCACCGGAGAGGACUGCCAGUACUCGACAUCUCACCCAUGCUUUAUGUCUCGCCCAUGCCUGAAUGGCGGCACAUGCCAUAUGCUCAGCCGAGAUACCUAUGAGUGCACCUGCCAAGUUGGGUUUACAGGUAAGGAGUGCCAAUGGACUGAUGCCUGCCUGUCUCAUCCCUGUGCAAAUGGAAGUACCUGUACCACUGUGGCCAAUCAGUUCUCCUGCAAAUGCCUCACAGGCUUCACAGGGCAAAAGUGUGAGACUGAUGUCAAUGAGUGUGACAUUCCAGGACACUGCCAGCAUGGUGGCACCUGCCUCAACCUGCCUGGUUCCUAUCAGUGCCAGUGCCCUCAGGGCUUCACAGGCCAGCACUGUGACAGCUUGUAUGUGCCCUGUGCACCCUCGCCUUGUGUCAACGGAGGCACCUGUCGGCAGACUGGUGACUUCACUUUUGAGUGCAACUGUCUUCCAGGUUUUGAAGGGAGCACCUGCGAGAGGAAUAUUGAUGACUGCCCUAACCACAGGUGUCAGAAUGGAGGGGUUUGUGUGGAUGGGGUCAACACUUACAACUGCCGCUGCCCCCCGCAGUGGACAGGACAGUUCUGCACAGAGGAUGUGGAUGAAUGCCUGCUGCAGCCCAAUGCCUGUCAGAAUGGGGGCACCUGUGCCAACCGUAAUGGAGGCUAUGGCUGUGUGUGUGUCAACGGCUGGAGUGGAGAUGACUGCAGUGAGAACAUUGAUGAUUGUGCCUUCGCCUCCUGUACUCCAGGCUCCACCUGCAUCGACCGUGUGGCCUCCUUCUCUUGCAUGUGCCCAGAGGGGAAGGCAGGUCUCCUGUGUCAUCUGGAUGAUGCAUGCAUCAGCAAUCCUUGCCACAAGGGGGCACUGUGUGACACCAACCCCCUAAAUGGGCAGUAUAUUUGCACCUGCCCACAAGGCUACAAAGGGGCUGACUGCACAGAAGAUGUGGAUGAGUGUGCCAUGGCCAAUAGCAAUCCUUGUGAGCAUGCAGGAAAAUGUGUGAACACAGAUGGUGCCUUCCACUGUGAGUGUCUGAAAGGUUAUGCAGGACCUCGUUGUGAGAUGGACAUCAAUGAGUGCCAUUCAGAUCCCUGCCAGAAUGAUGCUACCUGUCUGGAUAAGAUUGGAGGCUUCACAUGUCUGUGCAUGCCAGGUUUCAAAGGUGUGCAUUGUGAAUUAGAAAUAAAUGAAUGUCAGAGUAACCCUUGUGUGAACAAUGGGCAGUGUGUGGAUAAAGUCAAUCGUUUCCAGUGCCUGUGUCCUCCUGGUUUUACUGGGCCAGUUUGCCAGAUUGAUAUUGAUGAUUGUUCCAGUACUCCGUGUCUGAAUGGGGCAAAGUGUAUCGAUCACCCGAAUGGCUAUGAAUGCCAGUGUGCCACAGGUUUCACUGGUGUGUUGUGUGAGGAGAACAUUGACAACUGUGACCCCGAUCCUUGCCACCAUGGUCAGUGUCAGGAUGGUAUUGAUUCCUACACCUGCAUCUGCAAUCCUGGGUACAUGGGCGCCAUCUGCAGUGACCAGAUUGAUGAAUGUUAUAGCAGCCCUUGCCUGAACGAUGGUCGCUGCAUCGACCUGGUCAAUGGCUACCAGUGCAACUGCCAGCCGGGCACAUCAGGGGUUAAUUGUGAAAUUAAUUUUGAUGACUGUGCAAGUAACCCUUGUAUCCAUGGAAUCUGUAUGGAUGGCAUUAAUCGCUACAGUUGUGUCUGCUCACCAGGAUUCACAGGGCAGAGAUGUAACAUUGACAUCGAUGAGUGUGCCUCCAAUCCCUGUCGCAAGGGUGCAACAUGUAUCAAUGGUGUGAAUGGUUUCCGCUGUAUAUGCCCUGAGGGGCCCCAUCACCCCAGCUGCUACUCACAGGUGAACGAAUGCCUGAGUAAUCCCUGCAUCCAUGGAAACUGUACUGGAGGUCUCAGUGGAUAUAAGUGCCUCUGUGAUGCAGGCUGGGUUGGCAUCAACUGUGAAGUGGACAAAAAUGAAUGCCUUUCUAAUCCAUGCCAGAAUGGAGGAACUUGUGACAAUCUGGUGAAUGGAUACAGGUGUACUUGCAAGAAGGGCUUUAAAGGCUAUAACUGCCAGGUGAAUAUUGAUGAAUGUGCCUCAAAUCCAUGCUUGAACCAAGGAACCUGCUUUGAUGACAUAAGUGGCUACACUUGCCACUGUGUGCUGCCAUACACAGGCAAGAACUGUCAGACAGUAUUGGCUCCCUGUUCCCCAAACCCUUGUGAGAAUGCUGCUGUUUGCAAAGAGUCACCAAAUUUUGAGAGUUACACCUGCUUGUGUGCUCCUGGCUGGCAAGGUCAGAGGUGUACCAUUGACAUUGACGAGUGUGUCUCCAAGCCCUGCAUGAACCAUGGUCUCUGCCAUAACACCCAGGGCAGCUACAUGUGUGAAUGUCCACCAGGCUUCAGUGGUAUGGACUGUGAGGAGGACAUCGAUGACUGCCUUGCCAAUCCUUGCCAGAAUGGAGGUUCCUGUGUGGAUGGAGUGAAUACUUUCUCCUGCCUCUGCCUUCCGGGUUUCACUGGGGAUAAGUGCCAGACAGACAUGAAUGAGUGUCUAAGUGAACCCUGUAAGAAUGGAGGGACCUGCUCUGACUACGUCAACAGUUACACUUGCAAGUGCCAGGCAGGAUUUGAUGGAGUCCAUUGUGAGAACAACAUCGAUGAGUGCACUGAGAGCUCCUGUUUCAAUGGUGGCACAUGUGUUGAUGGGAUUAACUCCUUCUCUUGCUUGUGCCCUGUGGGUUUCACUGGACUCUUCUGCCUCCAUGAGAUCAAUGAAUGCAGCUCUCAUCCAUGCCUGAAUGAGGGAACGUGUGUUGAUGGCCUGGGUACCUACCACUGUAGCUGCCCCCUGGGCUACACUGGGAAAAACUGUCAGACCCUGGUGAACCUCUGCAGUCGGUCUCCAUGUAAAAACAAAGGUACUUGCAUUCAGGAUAAAGCAGAGUCCCGGUGCCGAUGUCCAUCUGGAUGGGCUGGUGCUUACUGUGACGUGCCCAAUGUCUCUUGUGACAUAGCAGCCUCCAGGAGAGGUGUGCUUGUUGAACACUUGUGCCAGCACUCAGGUGUCUGCAUCAAUGCUGGCAACACACAUUACUGUCAGUGUCCCCUGGGCUAUACUGGGAGCUACUGUGAGGAACAGCUUGAUGAGUGUGCAUCCAACCCCUGCCAGCACGGGGCAACGUGCAGUGACUUCAUUGGUGGAUACAGAUGCGAGUGUGUCCCAGGCUAUCAGGGUGUCAACUGUGAGUAUGAAGUGGAUGAGUGCCAGAAUCAGCCCUGCCAGAAUGGAGGCACCUGUAUUGACCUUGUGAACCAUUUCAAGUGCUCCUGCCCACCAGGCACUCGGGGCCUACUCUGUGAAGAAAACAUUGAUGACUGUGCCAGGGGUCCACAUUGCCUUAAUGGUGGUCAGUGCGUGGAUAGGAUUGGAGGCUACAGUUGUCGCUGCUUGCCUGGCUUUGCUGGGGAGCGAUGUGAGGGAGACAUCAACGAGUGCCUCUCCAACCCCUGCAGCUCUGAGGGCAGCCUGGACUGUAUACAGCUCACCAAUGACUACCUGUGUGUUUGCCGUAGCACCUUUACUGGCCGGCACUGUGAAACCUUCGUCGAUGUGUGUCCCCAGAUGCCCUGCCUGAAUGGAGGGACUUGUGCUGUGGCCAGUAACAUGCCUGAUGGUUUCAUUUGCCGUUGUCCCCCGGGAUUUUCCGGGGCAAGGUGCCAGAGCAGCUGUGGACAAGUGAAAUGUAGGAAAGGGGAGCAGUGUGUGCACACCGCCUCUGGACCCCGCUGCUUUUGCCCCAACCCCCGGGACUGCGAGUCAGGCUGUGCUAGUAGCCCCUGCCAGCACGGGGGCAGCUGCCACCCUCAGCGCCAGCCUCCUUAUUACUCCUGCCAGUGUGCCCCACCAUUCUGGGGUAGCCGCUGUGAACUCUACACGGCACCCCCCAGCACCCCUCCUGCCACCUGUUUGAGCCAAUAUUGUGCCGACAAAGCUCGUGAUGGCGUCUGUGAUGAGGCUUGCAACAGCCAUGCCUGCCAGUGGGAUGGGGGUGACUGUUCUCUCACCAUGGAGAACCCCUGGGCCAACUGCUCCUCCCCACUUCCCUGCUGGGAUUAUAUCAACAACCAGUGUGAUGAGCUGUGCAACACGGCCGAGUGCCUGUUUGACAACUUUGAAUGCCAGGGGAACAGCAAGACAUGCAAGUAUGACAAAUACUGUGCAGACCACUUCAAAGACAACCACUGUGACCAGGGGUGCAACAGUGAGGAGUGUGGUUGGGAUGGGCUGGACUGUGCUGCUGACCAGCCUGAGAACCUGGCAGAGGGUACCCUGGUUAUUGUGGUAUUGAUGCCACCUGAACAGCUGCUCCAGGAUGCUCGCAGCUUCUUGCGGGCACUGGGGACCCUGCUCCACACCAACCUGCGCAUUAAGCGGGACUCCCAGGGGGAGCUCAUGGUGUACCCCUAUUAUGGUGAGAAGUCAGCUGCCAUGAAGAAACAGAGGAUGACACGCAGGUCCAUCCCUGGUGAACAAGAGCAGGAGGUGGCUGGCUCUAAAGUCUUUCUGGAAAUUGACAACCGCCAGUGUGUUCAAGACUCAGACCACUGUUUCAAGAACACAGAUGCAGCAGCAGCUCUCCUGGCCUCUCACGCCAUACAGGGGACCCUGUCAUACCCUCUCGUGUCUGUCGUCAGUGAAUCCCUGACUCCAGAACGCACUCAGCUCCUCUAUCUCCUUGCUGUUGCUGUUGUCAUCAUUCUGUUUAUUAUUCUGCUGGGGGUAAUCAUGGCAAAACGAAAGCGUAAGCAUGGCUCUCUCUGGCUGCCUGAAGGUUUCACUCUUCGCCGAGAUGCAAGCAAUCACAAGCGUCGUGAGCCAGUGGGACAGGAUGCUGUGGGGCUGAAAAAUCUCUCAGUGCAAGUCUCAGAAGCUAACCUAAUUGGUUCUGGAACAAGUGAACACUGGGUCGAUGACGAAGGGCCCCAACCAAAGAAAGUGAAGGCUGAAGAUGAAGCCUUACUCUCAGAAGAAGACGACCCCAUUGAUCGACGGCCAUGGACACAGCAGCACCUUGAAGCUGCAGACAUCCGUAGGACACCAUCGCUGGCCCUCACCCCUCCUCAGGCAGAGCAGGAGGUGGAUGUGUUGGAUGUGAAUGUCCGGGGCCCAGAUGGCUGCACCCCAUUAAUGUUGGCUUCUCUCCGAGGAGGCAGCUCAGAUUUGAGUGAUGAAGAUGAAGAUGCAGAGGACUCUUCUGCUAACAUCAUCACAGACUUGGUCUACCAAGGUGCCAGCCUCCAGGCCCAGACGGACCGGACUGGUGAGAUGGCCCUGCACCUUGCAGCCCGCUACUCAAGGGCUGAUGCUGCCAAGCGUCUCCUGGAUGCAGGUGCAGAUGCCAAUGCCCAGGACAACAUGGGCCGCUGCCCCCUCCAUGCUGCAGUGGCAGCUGAUGCCCAAGGUGUCUUCCAGAUUCUGAUUCGCAACCGAGUAACUGAUCUAGAUGCCAGGAUGAAUGAUGGUACUACACCCCUGAUCCUGGCUGCCCGCCUGGCUGUGGAGGGCAUGGUGGCAGAACUGAUCAACUGCCAAGCAGAUGUGAAUGCAGUGGAUGACCAUGGAAAAUCUGCCCUUCACUGGGCAGCUGCUGUCAAUAAUGUGGAGGCGACUCUUUUGCUGUUGAAAAAUGGGGCUAACCGAGACAUGCAGGACAACAAGGAAGAGACACCUCUGUUUCUUGCUGCCCGGGAGGGGAGCUAUGAAGCAGCCAAGAUCCUGUUAGACCAUUUUGCCAAUCGAGACAUCACAGACCAUAUGGACCGUCUUCCCCGGGAUGUGGCUCGGGAUCGCAUGCACCAUGACAUUGUGCGCCUCCUGGAUGAAUACAAUGUGACCCCAAGCCCUCCAGGCACCGUGCUGACUUCUGCUCUCUCACCUGUCAUCUGUGGGCCCAACAGAUCUUUCCUCAGCCUGAAGCACACACCAAUGGGCAAGAAGUCUAGACGGCCCAGUGCCAAGAGUACCAUGCCCACUAGCCUCCCUAACCUUGCCAAGGAGGCGAAGGAUGCCAAGGGUAGUAGGAGGAAGAAGUCUCUGAGUGAGAAGGUCCAACUGUCUGAGAGUUCAGUAACUUUAUCUCCUGUUGAUUCCCUAGAAUCUCCUCAUACAUACGUUUCCGAUACCACAUCCUCUCCAAUGAUUACAUCCCCUGGGAUCUUACAGGCCUCACCCAACCCUAUGUUGGCCACUGCCGCCCCUCCUGCCUCAGUCCAUGCCCAGCAUGCACUGUCUUUUUCUAACCUUCAUGAAAUGCAGCCUUUGGCUCAUGGGGCCAGCACUGUGCUUCCCUCAGUGAGCCAGUUGCUAUCCCACCACCACAUUGUGCCCCCAGGCAGUGGCAGUGCUGGAAGCUUGAGUAGGCUCCAUCCAGUCCCAGUCCCAGCAGACUGGAUGAACCGCAUGGAGGUGAAUGAAACCCAGUAUAAUGAGAUGUUUGGUAUGGUCCUGGCUCCAGCUGAGGGCACCCACCCUAGCAUAGCUCCCCAGAGCAGGCCACCUGAAGGGAAGCACAUAACCACCCCUCGGGAGCCCUUGCCCCCCAUUGUGACUUUCCAGCUCAUCCCUAAAGGCAGUAUUGCCCAACCAGCGGGGGCUCCCCAGCCUCAGUCCACCUGCCCUCCAGCUGUUACGGGCCCCCUGCCCACCAUGUACCAGAUUCCAGAAAUGGCCCGUUUGCCCAGUGUGGCUUUCCCCACUGCCAUGAUGCCCCAACAGGACGGGCAGGUAGCUCAGACCAUUCUCCCAGCCUAUCAUCCUUUCCCAGCCUCUGUGGGCAAGUACCCCACACCCCCUUCACAGCACAGUUAUGCUUCCUCAAAUGCUGCUGAGCGAACACCCAGUCACAGUGGUCACCUCCAGGGUGAGCAUCCCUACCUGACACCAUCCCCAGAGUCUCCUGACCAGUGGUCAAGUUCAUCACCCCACUCUGCUUCUGACUGGUCAGAUGUGACCACCAGCCCUACCCCUGGGGGUGCUGGAGGAGGUCAGCGGGGACCUGGGACACACAUGUCUGAGCCACCACACAACAACAUGCAGGUUUAUGCGUGAAAGAGUCCACCUCCAGUGUAGAGACAUAACUGCCUUUUGUAAAUGCUGCUGAGGAACAAAUGAAGGUCAUCCGGGAGAGAAAUGAAGAAAUCUCUGGAGCCAGCUUCUAGAGGUAGGAAAGAGAAGAUGCUUUUAUUCAGAUAAUGCAAGAGAAGCAAUUUGUCAGUUUCACUGGGUAUCUGCAAGGCUUAUUGAUUAUUCUAAUCUAAUAAUCAAGACAAGUUUAUGGAAAUGCGAGAUGAAUGCAAGCCUUGAGUCCAUGUUUACUCUCUUCUAUUUGGAGCAUAAGAUGGAUGCUUACUGAAGCCCAGACAUUCUUGCAGCCUUGACUGUGUUUUAAGCCCUGCGGGCUUCUGCCAUAUCCAUGAGAAGAUUCUACACUAGAGUCCUGUUGGGAAUUGUGCCCGGAAUUCUGCCUGAAUUGACCUAUGCAUCUUCUCCUCCUUGGACAUUCUUUUGUCUUCAUUUGGUGCUUUCGAUUUUGCACCUCUCCAUGAUUGUAGCCCUACCAGCAUGUUAUAGGGCAAGACCUUUGUGUUUUUAAUCAUUCCGGCCCAUGAAAGCAACUUUGGUCUCCUUUCCCCUCCUCUCUUCCCAGUAUCUCUUGGAGUCUCACGAGGUUUACUUUGGUAUGGUUCUCAGCAUAAACCUUUCAAGUAUGUUUCUUUAGAAAAUGGACAUACUGUAUUAUGUUCUCCUGCAUAUAUCAUUCCUGGAGAGAGAAGGGGAGCAGAAUAUUUUUCUUCCACAAAUUUUGGGGGCAGGAGAUCCCUUCAAGAGGCUACACCUUAAUUUUUCUUGUCUGUGUGCAGGUCUUCAUAUAAACUUACCAGGAAGAAGGGUAUGAGUCUGUUGUUUUUCUGUGUAUGGGCCUGGUCAGUGUGACGUUUUAUCCUUGAUCGUCUAGUUACUAUGACCCUCCCUACUUUUUUAAAACCAGAAAAAUGUUUGGAAUGUUGGAAUGACCAAGCGGCAAGCUAACUUGUGCAAGAGCCGGCUACCCACCCACAGGUCCCCUACUUCCUACCAAGCAUUCCAUUGACUGCGUGUAUGGAACAUAUUUGUCCCAGAUCUGAGCACUCUAGGCCUGUUUUACUCACUCACCCAGCAUAUGAAACUAGUCUUAACUGUCGAGCCUUUCCUUUCAUCUCCACAGAAGACACUGUCUCAAAUGUUGUACCCUUGCUCUUUAGGACUGAACUUUCCUUAGCCCAAGGGACCCAUUGACAGUUGUCUUCCUUUUGUCGGAUGAUCAGUCUCUACUUUCUGAUUAUCUUGCUGCUUAAAGACCUGCUCACCAAUCUUUCUUUCACACUUGUGGUCUGAGUUAUUGGUAUACCCAGUAUGUUCUCACUGAAGACAUGGACUUUGUGUUUAAGUGCAGGAAAUGGAAAGUUGGACUUGUUUUCUAUGGUCCAAGACAACCCUAUAAGAAGAUUGGAAAAGGAGGAACUAUAUAGCUGUUUUCUGCUACCAUUUCUUUUCCUCUGAAGCGGCCAUGGCAUUCCCUUUGGCAACUAACAUAGAAACUCAACAGAACGUUUUCCUUUCCUAGAGUCACCUUCUAGAUGAUAAUGGACAACUACAGACUUGCUCAUUGUUCACACUGUGACUGCCCCUCACCUGAACCCACUGUUUGUAUUCAUGCUCUUGGCAGUUUCCUUGACUCUCUUUUAAGGGCAGAAGCAUUUUAGUUAAUAGUAGAAAAAUAAUAGUUUUCUUCCUCUUCUCCUUGGGCCAGUUAAUAAUUGGUCCAUGGCUACACUGCCACUUUUGUCAGGUACUGUGAUGCCCAUGACACCUGCAAAAUGAGUUCUGCCUGGGCAUUUUGUAGAUAUUAACAGGUGAAUUCCUGACUCUUUUGGUUUGAAUGACAGUUCUCAUUCCUUCUGUGGCUGCAAGUAUACAUCAGUGCUUCCCACUUACCUAAUAUGUCUGUUGGUGGCCCCAUAUGGAAACCCUGUGUGUCUGUUAGCAUGAUAGUUUACAAAUGGUUUUUUCAGUCCUAUCCAAAUUUAUUGAACCAACAAAAAUAAUUAUUUCUGCCCUGAGAUAAGCAGAUUAAGUUUGUUCAUUGUCUGCUUUAUUCUCUCCAUGUGGCAACAUUCUGUCAGCCUCUUUCAUAGUGUGCAAACAUUUUACCAUUCUAAAUGGUGACUCUCUGUCCUUGGACCCAUUUAUUAUUCAUAGAUGAGGAAAACCUUUCUGCAUGGACCUCUGUGGACCACAGCAUUCCUGCCUCUUCCUACCCUCCUGCCCCAGCCCCGCUUCUGAAAAUAUCAGCUGCUGAUCCAGCCACUGGAUAUUUUAUAUCCUCCCUUUUCCCUAAGCACGAUGUCAGACCAAAUUGCUUGUUUCUUUUUCUUGGAAUACUUUAAUUUGGAUCCUUUAGGUUUGGAGAAAGGGAAUGUGAAAGCUGUCAUUACAGACAACAGGUUUCAGUGAUGAGGAGGACAACACUGCCUUUCAAACAUUUUACUGAUCUGUUAGAUUUUAAGAACUCUUGAAUUGUGUGGUAUCUAAUAAAAGGGAAGGUAAGAUGGAUAAUCACUUUCUUAUUUGGGUUCUGAAUUGGAGACUCAGUUUUUAUGAGAUACAUCUUUUAUGCCAUGUAUAGAUCCUCCCCUGUUAUUUUUGGUUUAUUUUUAUUUUUAUACAUUCUUUCUUUCUUUGACUCCUCUUCUGCCUGCUUUUGGGGAUAGGUUUUUUGUUUGUUUAUUUGCUUCCUCUGUUCUGUUUUAAGCAUAAUUUUCUUAGGUGGGGGAGGCAGAGGUAUGAGGGAAAGAGAGUCUGAGAAUUAAAGAUUUUAGUAUAAGCAAUUGGCUGUGAUGCUGAAAUCCAUUGUAUCAUCUUAUUGAAUUUGACAAUUUGUAAUUCUUGCAUAAUAAAGAACCAAAGGUAUAAUGUUUUGUUGAGAGGUGGUUUAGGGAUUUUGGCCCUAACGAAUACAGUGAAUGUAUGAUGACUAUUUGGGAGGAUACAUUUAUGUACCCAGAGGCCCCCACUAAUAACUGGUACUAUGGUUACUUCCUUGUGUACAUUUCUCUUAAAAGUGAUAUUAUAUCUGUUUGUAUGAGAAACCCAAUAACCAAUAAAAUGACCGCAUAUUCCUGACUAAACAUAGUAAGGAAAAUGCACACUUUGUUUUUACUUUUCCGUUUCAUUCUAAAGGUAGUUAAGAUGAAAUUUAUAUGAAAGCAUUUUUAUCACAAAAUAAAAAAGGUUUGCCAAGCUCA
Molecule: messenger RNA, 11805 nt
Organism: Chlorocebus sabaeus (green monkey)
Lineage: Eukaryota; Metazoa; Chordata; Mammalia; Primates; Cercopithecidae
Gene: NOTCH2
Product: notch receptor 2
Biological process (GO): regulation of DNA-templated transcription; cell differentiation; regulation of developmental process
Cellular component (GO): plasma membrane; signaling receptor complex; cell surface
Molecular function (GO): calcium ion binding; signaling receptor activity; protein binding
Source: RefSeq, a predicted model, not a curated record